GCCGCGGAGCCUCCCCGCCCUCACCCUCUUUGCAGGUGGUGCGCCGCUGCCACCGGCCGGGCUCAUUGCUCCUGCCGGGGACACGCGCGCUCGCCCCGCGCUCUGCUGCUCCCGAGGAGAGCUGCGCCGCGCCGUCUCCCCGCUCCUGCCGCUUCCAUCGCUCUCCCUUAGCUCCCGGCCUCAAACUUUGCCCAUUCCGGGCUGUAAUCCGUUUGCAUCGCAACCGUCCCCUGCAGCAGCGCCCUGCCGGAGCUUGGGGGGAGAUGCGCCCUCCGCUCUAACCAGAGCGUUUACACACAAGUGGGAUCUGCCUCUGCUGCGAUCGGGGCCGGGUUCCAUCCCCCGGGAGCUCCUGCGUUCUGAGUGGCGGCAACUGCACCAUCCCUGGGAAGUCAGCCCCAGAAGAGCCAGGAUUUCCCCCCCGACCUUCUUCCCACUCUUCUUGCAAUAGCUGUUGGAAGUCACAGGCUCUCUCCGCAGCCGGAGAUCUUGCAUCGCCCUGCCUAGGUCCCACUGAUUUUUGCCUGUGGGUUGGGGACUUUUUUAAACCCUCCCCCCCUUGCCAUCUGUUUUCCCUGGAGUGUUGUUUUUUCAGGGGGGCGGGAAGGCAGGGAUGCUUGGGGGAAGGUGGGACUGAGCUUUCCCCCCCCCCAUUCCGUGCACAGUGCCUGCAAACAGCUAGCGAGCGCCGGGCAGAGGGAGAGAGCCCGCUUUGCAGCCCGGGGUCAACGGGACCUUGGGAUUGUCCUUUGCGCUGCAGGUUCGGGGGGCUUGGCGGAGAAGGAGGAUGCAUUUCUUCCCGUGGGGAUUUUGGCUUCUGUGUGUCGCCGCCUCCUCGGCUCGGGGUGACAGUGGCAGCAAAGCGAAGAGCUGCACCGAGGUCCGGCAGUUUUAUGCGACCAAAGGAUUCAGCCUGCACGGGGUACCCCAGGCGGAGAUCUCAGGGGAACACCUGAGAAUCUGCCCGCAGGGCUACACCUGCUGCACCAGCGAGAUGGAGGAGAAUUUCGCAAAAAAAAGCCAAAGUGAAUUUGAAGACAUGAUGACAGAAGCCAGCCGCUCUGCACAGGUGACCCUAACAUCUCAGUACAAAAACUUUGAUGGUUAUUUCCAGGAUUUGUUGAACAAGUCAGAGAAGGCCCUCCAUGACACUUUUCCUAGCACGUAUGGAGAGCUGUACAGCCAGAACGUCAAGGACUUCUUCAAGGAAUUGUACAGUGAGCUGCGGCGCUAUUACCGGGGCUCCAACAUCAACCUGGAAGAGGCCCUCAACGAGUUCUGGACACGCCUGCUGGAGCGCCUCUUCAAGCUGAUGAAUCCCCAGUACCACAUCACUGACGAGUACCUGGACUGCAUGGUGAAACACUCCGAGCAGCACAAGCCCUUUGGAGAAGUUCCGAGGGACCUGAAGCUGAAGGCGACGAGAGCUUUCAUCGCAGUGCGCUCCUAUGUGCAGGGGCUUAGCGUGGGCAGUGAUGUUGUCAAAAAGGUCUCUCAGGUGUCUCUUAGCCAUGAGUGCACUCGUGCCAUAAUGAAGCUGGUGUACUGUCCGUAUUGCCGGGGCAUGUCUAGUGUGAAGCCAUGCAACAACUACUGUCACAACGUCAUGAAGGGCUGCCUGGCCAAUCAAGCAGACCUGGACACGGAAUGGAGGAACCUGAUUGAUUCUAUGCUGCUGGUGGCUGACCGGUUUGAUGGACCAUCCAAUGUAGACACUGUAAUUGGUACCAUUCACACCCGGAUUGCUGAAGCCAUUUCUAACAUGCAGGAAAACAGAGAGUCUAUCACAGCCAAGGUUUUCCAAGGUUGUGGAAAUCCCAAAAUCAGCACAAAAGCAUCCAGUGGAGAGGAUAAGAAAAGAAGGGGAAAAGCUGUCACUGACGAUAAAUCCUCAGGGCUUGGACUGGAGAAGCUAGUUUCUGAUGCCAAAGGGAAGCUGAGAGAUAUCAAGGAUUACUGGGUUGCCCUUCCAAGCACACUUUGCAAUGAGAAAAUAACAUCCGGCUCGGUGAACGAGGACAAGUGCUGGAACGGAAUGGCCAAGGGGAGGUAUUUACCAGAGGUGAUGGGAGAUGGUCUGGCCAAUCAGAUUAAUAAUCCAGAGGUAGAGGUGGACAUCACCAAGCCAGAUAUGACCAUUCGUCAGCAAAUCAUGCAGCUGAAGAUCAUGACAAACCGACUGCGCAAUGCAUACAAUGGGAAUGAUGUGGAUUUCCAGGAUGCUAGUGAUGACAUCAGUGGCUCUGGGAGCGGUGAUGGCUGCCCUGAUGAGGUCUGCGGCAAAAGACUUUCCAAGAACCCCAGCACCAGGCAGCCAGAAGUACAUGCUAUUCCUAACCAGUCUGGACGUGGCAUAAAUGGGGCCAGCAGCAAAUUUUUGCCUUCCUCCUUCCUAAUCUUCCUUUCUGUGGCUGUUAUUGCAACGCAGUACUUGCGGCGGUAACUUACUUGCACAGCCAUGAAAGAGACUGUGGCUGAGGUCUUAACUUUG
This is a messenger RNA of Chrysemys picta bellii (western painted turtle), 2491 nucleotides long. RefSeq names its product glypican 1 (gene GPC1). Gene Ontology annotation, molecular function: fibroblast growth factor binding. Gene Ontology annotation, biological process: negative regulation of fibroblast growth factor receptor signaling pathway; cell migration; regulation of protein localization to membrane. Lineage: Eukaryota; Metazoa; Chordata; Testudines; Emydidae. The record is from RefSeq and is a predicted model, not a curated record. Gene Ontology annotation, cellular component: plasma membrane; extracellular region; cell surface.